CAGAAAAACGAUCGCUCCAGAGACCUCCAAGAAAGUAGUCGCGUCAGCAGAAGGACGCCCGACGUUCGCCUCGUCCCUCGCCAGUAUAUCUACAAUAGUUGUUUAGACAAAUGCAAAAUCUUGUCUCGAGCGUUCAUAAAUAGUCCGUGGAAGUUUAUGCGAGCACAGCGUGGCGCCAAUGCGUACGACACGCGUGCAAUAUUCGAAAAGUUUGGAAUCCCGUCGAUACCUGUGGGACACGAAAGGGGGAGAGGCCUAGCGAGGAAAAGCUUUCGUGCUCCCGAACGACGCGACGCGACGCGACGCGUUUAUGGUCGGUCUCGUGGGUCCACGGCGCGCGGCGUGGCGCAGAGGAGCUCCAGUAGUAGUCGAGCCGCCGCGACGAGACCAGACGAGACCAGAACGCAGCGGCGGCGUCCACCAGCGCCUCUUCCCUUUGUCGCCGCCGUUGCUUCAAAACCGACUGGCACGAUAGUCGUUCGCUCGCCGCCGAGGAAUCCUGCGAGCCGGGAGAACGAAAAGAGGAAUCUUGGUACCUCGAGUACCCGAAGCAAGAAUAAGAAUCGCAAAACCUUGGAAGAUUCCUGAUCGGAAAGAAUCAUUGGAAUCCCGAGGAUUCCGAGGAAUUGGAAAGCCUUAGCAAGAGGUCAAGAGUCCUCCGAGGAAAGCUCGUCGGGAAGAGAAGAUUCAGCCGAGUGUCAGGACACUCGAGGGAACGGGCUAUUCGCGGAUACUCUCGCCGCGAAGAGGUGAAAGUAACCUUAAAGCGUCCAAAGGCUCGAGAGACCGCUCGUUCGCAUCGAUGCCGUGUAGCACGUGCUCCACCAAACGAUGCGAGCUGUUUUGAUGUGAAAGAAUCAUGCGGACGAUAGACAUGAGGCUGAUACUGGUCGUUUGCUGGGCCCUGCUGACCCUGCAGGUCACCGGGACGGAGCAGCGUCAGGACGGCAGGACUGAUUGCCCCCAUAAGUGCAUGUGCUUCGUGAAGACCGUGAGGUGCAUGUUUCAGAAGCUGAGUCGGGUACCGCGGAUACCGGCCAACACGACGGUCCUUGACCUGCGGUUCAACAAUAUAGCAGAGCUCCGACCGGGUUCAUUCCACGGUCUAUCCGAACUGCACACUCUGCUGUUGAACGACAACCGCAUCAGACACCUCCAACCAGGAACCUUCGAAGGAGCACCCAAUCUGAAGAUCCUCUAUCUUUACAAAAAUCGUCUGGAGCGCGUGUCGCCGGGCGCUUUCGCGGGCCUGCCGAAAUUAGAGCAGCUGUAUUUGCAUUACAAUCACCUGCGCGAGAUCAAAAGGGGCACGUUCAAUGAUUUACCCGGCCUGGAACGCUUGUUCCUUCAUAACAACAUGCUCCAUCGGUUGCCCGCCGACGCGUUUCAGAACGUGGGUCCGAUGACGCGGCUCCGUCUGGACAGCAACGCCCUAGUCUGCGAUUGCGACCUCGUUUGGCUGGUGCAACGCCUUCAAAGCAAACCCGCUGAGAUGGCGGCCGACUGCCAGUCGCCGGUGGAGAUGAAAGGUCGAUCGCUGACGGCGAUGUCGCCGGAUGACUUCCAUUGCACCAAGCCGCGUAUCAUGAACGGACCACAGGACGUGGAAGUCAGACUGGGCGGUACCUUCAGCUUCACCUGCGAGGUGAUAGGCGACCCAACGCCGGAGAUAAAAUGGAUGCGGGAUUCCAACGAGGUGCCCGUGGAUGGGAGCCGCUACACGAUCCAGGAGGACGGGACGCUGGUGGUGUCGGACGCGACCGAGCAGGACACUGGCGAGUACGAGUGCGUGGCCAAGAGCGAAAUGGGGUCCACGAAGUCGCGGAAGGCCAGAGCGCUGGUCACCGUGUCGCCGUCGUUGAGAUUCACUCGAUUGCCCGAGUCUCAAACGGUGCAGGUGGGCGCAGACGUGAGCUUCGUGUGUCAAGCCGAGGGUCGACCAUUGCCCAAGAUUCACUGGUGGAGGGACAACGAACCCCUGAACUUGGCCGGUCGUUUCUCGACCGAGGAAGACGGCAACGUGCUGCGUAUCCUCGCCGCGAAAGAGUCGGACGCGGCCAGGUACGUUUGCAGGGCGCAGAACUCGAACGGAUUCGCGGAGACCAGCGCCGACUUGAAGGUAGUCGACACGUCUUACGGGCCGCCCAAGUUGACCUACGAGCCUCGAGACAUGGAGGUGGAACCAGGCACCAUUAUCGAGGUUCCAUGCAGGGUAGGGGGUGUUCCGAAACCGGUGAUACAGUGGAAGAAGGAUGGAACAGCCGUCGAAGGGAACAGAGUCCGCAUAUCCCGGGGAGGAAGCUUGUACCUUUACAAUGUUACCUCUGCGGACACUGGCAGGUACGAGUGCUCGGCUGUGAACGAAUAUGGUCGCGCGACCGCCCAAGCUCUGGUUCGCGUUCGCCAACCCGAGGCGACGAAUGUCUUGGUGAUCAGAGCUUUCAAAAAUGCCAAAGAGGAUAUCGAUCGCGCCAUUAAUAACACGUUGGCAAGCCUCUUCAGCGACGAUAGAUCCGCGCAGCGGGUAAAUCCAUUCGCGCUCGCGCGGUUUCCGGACGCGGUUGGCCGUGCCGCAGCCAGGCCAGCAGAAGUAUUCGAAAGAACACUUGUUAACAUAAGACGAAUGGUAAAUGCCGGUAUGGCGGCAAAUACCACCAAAGAGUUCCGAUACGAGGAAGUUCUAACACCGGAACAGGUCCUGGAGAUCGAAAGAUUGUCCGGGUGCACUGGCCACAGACGUCGGCAAAAUUGCACAAACAUGUGCUUUCACAACAAGUACCGUAGCAUAGACGGUAGUUGCAACAACCUACGCCAUCCGACUUGGGGAUCAUCCUACACCGGCUUCCACAGAGUCUUGCAACCGAUCUACGAGAACGGAUUCUCGACGCCGGUAGGCUGGGAAAGGGGACGUCGUUAUUACGGGUAUCCAAAGCCAGCAGCCCGGCUGGUCUCGACAACGUUGGUGACUACGCACAACAUAACCCCCGACGAGAGGAUCACGCACAUGGUGAUGCAAUGGGGUCAGUUUUUGGAUCACGACCUAGACCACUCCCUGCCGUCGGUAUCCAGGGAAUCGUGGGACGGUAUAGACUGCAAGAAAUCCUGCGACAACGCUGCCCCGUGUUUCCCCAUGGAGGUCCCACCGGGUGAUCCACGAAUAUCUAACAGAAGGUGCAUCGAUUUCAUCAGAACCAGCGCGGUCUGCGGUUCCGGUAUGACGAGCGUGUUGUGGGGCAGCUUCACGCCUCGCGAACAACUGAACCAGCUUACCAGCUACCUGGACGCUUCCCAGGUGUACGGUUACGACGACGAUUUGGCCAGGGAUCUGCGCGACUUAACCACGGAUCAGGGCCUGUUACGAGAAGGUCCCACUUUCCCUGGGCAUAAAGCGCUGCUCCCGUAUGCCUCCGGUCAGUUUGUGGAUUGCAGACGAAAUCCGCUAGAGAGCUCGAUCAAUUGUUUCGUAGCCGGGGACAUUCGAGCCAACGAGCAAGUGGGUUUGCUGGCGAUGCACACGAUAUGGCUGCGGGAGCACAACCGCGUGGCUCGUCAGUUGCGGGAGAUGAAUCCUCACUGGAACGGAGAAAAGCUUUAUCAAGAGGCCAGGAAGAUCGUCGGUGCCGAGAUGCAACAUAUUACUUAUCAGCAUUGGAUACCCCGCGUGUUCGAUGGCACAGCGGAACAACUUCUAGGUUCUUAUCGCGACUACGACUCGAACUUGGACGCCAGCGUGUCGAACGUUUUCGCCACCGCAGCCCUGAGAUUCGGCCACACCUUGAUUCAACCGCGACUCGAGCGUCUGAAUGAGUUCUUCCAGUCGAUACCCCAGGGUCCUCUUCUUCUAAGAGACGCGUUCUUCGCGCCGUGGAGACUAGUCGAGGAGGGUGGCGUCGAUCCCUUGAUCAGAGGCAUGUUCGCCACUGCCGCCAAGUUGAAACUACCCGAGGAGAACUUGAACUCUGAGCUGACGGAGCAAUUGUUCCGUACUGCUCACGCAGUGGCACUGGAUCUGGCCGCGAUGAACAUUCAACGCGGCAGAGAUCAUGCUCUGCCCGGGUACUUGGAAUGGCGACGUUUUUGCAACAUGUCGCGCGUAGAGACCUUCGAGGAUCUGGCCGGUGAUAUACGCAGCGCCCGGGUCAGACAAAAACUACGAGAGCUGUAUGGUCAUCCUGGGAAUAUAGAUGUUUGGGUAGGCGGUGUUUUGGAGGAUCAGCUACCAAACGCCAAAGUGGGACCUCUGUUCAAGUGCCUGUUGCUGGAGCAAUUCAAACGUACCAGAAACGGCGACAGGUUCUGGUACGAGAGUCCCACUGUCUUCAAGCCGGAGCAACUUGCUCAGAUCAAACAGGCGAGUUUGGCUCGCGUUCUCUGCGAUAACGGCGAUAACAUCAACCGAAUACAACCGAACGUAUUUCUAUUACCAGAAGGCGAGAACAGAUACGUAAACUGCGACGAAAUACCGCAUGUGGAUCUAAGAAUAUGGUCCGAUUGCUGCGAUGGAUGCGAAGACAACAGCAAUACGAUCUCGCGUUUCCGGCGCAGCGCGGCCAAAUACAUGCCCCAGCAACAUAACCUCGCGAAUAAUCUGGUCCCACGGGAUCGCAACGAUAGAAUCGAGUACUUGGAAAGAACGGUCGAGGAGGUCGAGCUAGAAUCUAAAAGAGUUAGCGUAUUAGCCGAGUCUUUGUCGCGCAGAGUAAAGGAAUUGAAAUUGUUCUUAGAGGAGGCGAAAACACUCAAGUAGAAAAAUCGACGAC
Colletes gigas is the source of this 4760-nucleotide messenger RNA. RefSeq names its product peroxidasin (gene Pxn). Gene Ontology annotation, biological process: response to oxidative stress. Bases 860 to 4747 code for a protein of 1295 amino acids. The record is from RefSeq and is a predicted model, not a curated record. Gene Ontology annotation, molecular function: heme binding; peroxidase activity; protein binding. The transcript has 7 exons. Lineage: Eukaryota; Metazoa; Arthropoda; Insecta; Hymenoptera; Colletidae.